This is a messenger RNA of Pleurotus ostreatus (oyster mushroom), 954 nucleotides long. RefSeq lists its product as uncharacterized. The transcript has 5 exons. The coding region runs from base 1 to 954 and encodes 317 amino acids. The record is from RefSeq and is a predicted model, not a curated record. Lineage: Eukaryota; Fungi; Basidiomycota; Agaricomycetes; Agaricales; Pleurotaceae.
AUGGUCGAACUAUCUAUUGAACAAUUUGUCUUCGAUGCGCCCACUUCUCGCCACGUGUUAUCGAGUCCUGGUGCUCUUAAAACAGUUGCGAAGAGGUACCGAAGCACGGAUGCCCGCUCUGCUAAGGAUGGCACAGGCAUAACACUAUUACUGGUGCAUGGUACUGGCUUCCAUAAGGAGCAGUGGGAGCCGACCAUACAAGCCAUCUUUAAUCAUUACGCUAGCCCAGGUUCAAGUCAGCGCACGAAGGUCACAGAAGUGUGGUCCUUCGACUGGCAUGACCAUGGCGCAGCUGCAGUGAUCAACCGCGAAGCUUUGAAGGCCAGAGGAGACCGUGGGGGAUCGCUUCGCGAAUUGGGAGAUGCCAUGGCCGCUUUCGUCAAGUCUGAGCACGUCAAAGGUCAUACCCUGGUAUCGGUUUCGCAUUCCUUGGGUUCGGCAGCGACGUUGUUCUCCACCAAGCUAUUCCCUGUGCACGAACUCCCGUAUCAAACCCUGUUUUUUGUCGACCCGACAAUGUGUCGGGAGGAAUUUUGGCACCAAAAUCUUCACAUUCGUAAAGGGUUGUUUGACUACGGAGCACUAGCUACAGGUUCAGCACGACGGAGGGAUAGAUGGUCAAGCAAAGAAGAAGCGUUCUCGUGGUUCAGUACCCGGUUCCCCUGGAAGACCUGGGAUACCCGUGCUGUGCGAUCCUUCGUCGACCAUGCAUUAGAGCGAAGAGACGAAGAAGUCCGUCUCAAGUGCAAUAAGCUGCAUGAAUCAGAAUACUACUCUCCAUCGGAAAAUAUAUUCGAUCCUCCCCAUAUUAUCUCCAAACUCUGCCACGCCGUUCCCAUUCACAUCAUCUGGGGAGAGAUACCUGAUAUUAUGUGCGUAGACCCGUCUUUCACCUUUACUAGUAUUCGUUACUCACAUCCUGUCACUUUGCUCCAGGCCCACGAUUGCUCGUAA